AUGGAAAACACGAUGCCAAAAGUAGACCCCUUACCAUUACCAAAUGGAGACAAUCAUCAAUAUAGUUUGAAUUUCUUUCUAUCUCAAGAAAAUGUUGUCGUCUCGACUGACUCCAUUGGAAUAAAGAAGGAGAAGAACAAGAUCUUUCGCUGUACAUUUCCUGGCUGUGGUCGUGAAUUUCAAUUGAAAGGGAAUUUAAAACGACAUGUGAAUAUUCAUAAAGGUGAGAAGAAAUUUGCGUGUAAAUUUUGCAAUAAAUGUUUUCUUCGUAAAGCAGAUAUGGAAGUCCAUUAUCGUGUUCAUACGGGUGAAAAACCCUAUCGUUGUAAAUAUAAUGAAUGUGGGAAGUGCUUUGCCCGUCGCUCUGAUUUAUUAAGUCAUGAACGUACACACACAGGCAGAAGGCCUUAUGCAUGCACAUUUUCUGCUUGUGACCGCAGGUUUGCACGCAAGUUUGAUCUUCACAAGCAUCAGCGUCUACAUGAAGACCAAGCUGACACUUUUGGAAAGAGUAAAACCAAGAAGCGCAAGUUGUCAUCGUGUCAAACACUUGCUUCGACACGUAACGAGAGCUGCGACUGUCCAAGUGACGUUGCAACGCCUUUCAUUGGUGGAGCAACGUCAUCCAAUGCAGCUUUGACCGCUGAUGUCUUGCUGCCUGGAUCAGCAGCUACGAAAACCCCAGUUGCCAGAACGAUGGCAGCGGGUCGUCGCAAGAUGUCAGCUACUGCUGCGUGCUUAGACACUCCAACAAGACCGUCACGAUAUGAACUCAAGUGUCCGGAGAACCACAUCGACUCGCCACCUGCAUGCCUUGCUGCGCUUUCCUCGUUGGACGCUUUCUUGUUGUCACAGGAAAGCUUGGAUAUUUCUCGUCCAUUUUCACUUGACGCGUUCCCACCGCACUGUCCUUCGACAACGAUCGGAACAAGUUGCUGUCCAGCACAUCUCGAGCUGAGACCUCCGCCACCUGAAGGCAGUUUGGUGUCUACUGAAUCAAAGAUGCCUCAUGGACCCGAUAUGAUGGACCAGCUCUUUACGACAUUCCCGUCCGCUUCGAGCAACAAUGCGCUCGCACCUAGGGACUUACAAGACUUGGAGCCUAAUAUGGCGGGUGAAAUGUCAUUCAUCAGUAGUUCUUUUACACACUCAUCUCAGCCUGGUUUAGUGGGCAACUCGACGGGUCAGACAGUUACUGAGUCCAGCUUGCCUUUCAGCACGCCGAGCGCAAAGGGAUCGACUUUCAGUCCUGACAGACUGCUCUCCCUCUCGACUGUCGAUGCAGCUUCGGUUCGUAAAACGAUGGCGUCUAGUGCUCAAGCACAUUCAUCAGCUUUACCUGGCAGUCCUGUAAACUUUGGGAAUGUCAGUUUAACCGACCUGAACACCAGUUCCGCAGGCGCUGUACCAGCUGCCGCUCCAGUCAAAUUUACCGUUGAGAAGGCAUGUUUUUCAACGCCAACGUCGUCGUUGCUGGACUACUCGCGGCAUAAUCGUUCGUGUGGACACUUGUCCAUCCAACACGGAAACCACCGCGAUUAUGUUGUGCAGAACCACCUCGUUUGUCAAGACAGCGUGACGAAACUUGGUGUAAAGCAGCGUAGUUCGUCUAGCGCAAAAGCAGAACCUAAAGCGGGGGCCUCAAAGUCUGUCAAAUGCACCUCGCCGAAAGAUACUCAUCGCCCAGGUUGCGGCCACCUUCCCGUGCGCCACAAUGAUCACAUUGACUAUGUCGUUGAGGACAACUUAAUUUGCCAGCAGGCUAGCUGGCUUGAGGACGAUAAUCUGGAAUUGCUUGGUGACGACUUCUGGGACUUCUACGGUGCCAUUGACGCCUUUCCGACCAAUUAA
Peronospora belbahrii is the source of this 1851-nucleotide messenger RNA. The record is from the annotation of a GenBank genome assembly. Lineage: Eukaryota; Oomycota; Peronosporomycetes; Peronosporales; Peronosporaceae.